AUGCCAGAUGCAGAGAAAAAGGCGAACUCGUCACUGCCUCGCGCCUCCUCUUCCUCCUCCCCCUCGUCAGGCUCAUCCCUGCUCAGCAUCGUGCAAUGCAGCUCCUCGAUCAUCACCAGGCUGGGCAUCUACCUCUUCCUCAGAUGGGUGCCCUCCUCCCUGGCAUGGCCCGCCAUCCCCAUUGCGUUCGCGGUCUAUGCGCUUUGCUGGCUGAUCAAACAGCCAGCGUCUUCCUCUACUCGGGCGGCCAAUGAGCUCCAGCAGCUCGCCAACGGCGUCGACGUACAGGGCGAGAAGAUGGGCAAGAGUGUAGGGAACAAGCACAACGCCGAAGACAACAGCGCGAGAGGCGACUCAUGGACCAGCUCGCUUCGCUCCCUCAUCUCAGGCAUCUCUCACCCCCACUCACCACGCAUCAACACGCUCUCCUUGCUCCUUCUACACGUACUCCCCUUCCUCCUCUUCCUCGACUCCUACUCGUCCCCCUACCUCUUCCCCUCUCACUACGCUCACUCGCUCCUCUUCAACCGCGUCGCCUCCAUAAGUCCUACAAGCGCCAAAAUUCACGUACGCUGGCCUGAGCCCAUCCCCCUCUUUGAGGGGCUAGCAGAAGAUGUGCCCGGCAGCGGGGUGCUAAGGGAUGGAAUGACGAGGGUGGAAAGACCCUUUCGCGUCGUGUAUCGCGAAGUCGUGGGGCCGAGCGGCAUGGGCGGAGUAAACAGGUGGGAGCGCGGCCCCCUCGUCGAGGUAAAGGAGGAAAACGAUUGGACAGCAACUGUUACGCUGGGCAAUCUUUGGCCGGCAACGCAGUACGAGUAUCGGCUAGCGUGGGCGCACAACAAUACCUUUGUAGACCCGCAGCGACUCGUCGACUUUGAGAGCGAUUGGACCCAAGCCCUCUCUUUGCGCUCCCCCUCCCCCUCUGCGUGGCUGGGCGCCUCUCCCCCUCAAUUCGUCGGCGGAACGCUCCGCACCUGGCCUGACCCGCGAGCAGGACGUGGUAUGGGCGGUCUCGUUGUCGCCUCGAGCCUGGACGAGGACCAAGAUGAGGAGGACGUCUACGGGGAUCGCGUACCGGUGGACGACCCGAAUCACUUCAAGUUCCUCACCUCGAGCUGCGUAAAGCCUGAUUUCCCCUAUCGCGUCGACUCUUUUCCCCUCUGGAGCUGGGCGCUCCGCCUUCUCCCCUCGGCGCCGUGGUCGACCGGAGAGACGGACAGCUGGGGAAAGCGCAACGUGAUUCGCGGCUUCGAUCUGAUGUGGGAGCGCUACCUCAAGGACAAGGCGCAGAGCAACGUUCGGUUCCUGCUGCAGCUCGGGGACCUCAUUUACGCCGAUGUCCCACGCCUCCCCUCCUCCCCAUCCCUGGAGACUUAUCGCACCCUGUAUCGAAAUCUCUUCGCCUCCCCCUCUUUCCGCCGGGUGAUGGGCCACGUCCCCAUGAUUGGGAUCUACGACGACCAUGAGAUCAAGAACAAUUGGGCGGGGAGGACAGGAGAGGGCGGGGAGUUGCCCGAGUUCGCGGAGGAGGGGGCAGGAGGUGGCAAGGCUUGGAGGGAGUAUGUGGGCGGAGGGAACCCGGAGUCUGUGGGUGGGGAAGGGGAGAAUUGGUACACGUUUAGAUAUGGGGCUGAGGCCUCCUUCUUCGUCCUCGACACGCGGCGGUAUCGCACACCUUCCUCGCCGCCCAGCCCCGAGGACCUGGACCCCACCACGCCGGACCUCACGCCCUCCACUCCCUCCGUAAAGACAAUGCUCGGCUCGACGCAGAAGGAAGCCUUGUUCCGAUGGCUGUCCACGGUGAACUCCACGUCGACAUUCAAGUUCCUCGUCUCCUCCGUGCCUCUCACCUCCCUCUGGGGCGGCAUAGACGGGCCCUUGGACUCAUGGGCGGCCUACCUAGCCGAGCGGGAGGAGAUCCUCGAGGUACUCCAAUACGUGCCCAACGUAAUCGUGCUCAGCGGCGAUAGACACGAGGCCGCCGUCGUCGGUCUUCGCUCUCUCUCCGCUCCCCACGAGGAGGGACGUUACCCCGUUCUCGAGCUCAGCACCUCCCCUCUCUCCAUGUUCUACAUCCCGCUCAUCCGCACGCUGAGUGAGGAGAAUGGGCGAGGCCCCUCUGGACAGGAGAAGAUUCUAAAGUACUUCCCCGACGGGCAGAGUAAGUGGAUGGACAUCGAGGUCGACACGCGCAGGGCUGCCGAGCCGCGUUUGGUGUUCAGGUUGUGGGUGGAUGGAGAGAUGAAGUGGAAGGCGCGAUAUCUGGGUAAGCAGGUUAGGGCACAAGUGAGCGGAGUGGGUGGGGUGGCACAGAGCUUCCUACAAUUGUUGGGUUGGAGGCCGAGACGCUGGUUCUGA
Messenger RNA from Jaminaea rosea, 2358 nucleotides. RefSeq lists its product as hypothetical. The record is from RefSeq and is a predicted model, not a curated record. Bases 1 to 2358 code for a protein of 785 amino acids. The transcript has 2 exons. Lineage: Eukaryota; Fungi; Basidiomycota; Exobasidiomycetes; Microstromatales.